Molecule: messenger RNA, 3797 nt
Organism: Annulohypoxylon truncatum
Lineage: Eukaryota; Fungi; Ascomycota; Sordariomycetes; Xylariales; Hypoxylaceae
Exons: 2
Coding region: 635-3364 (909 amino acids)
Source: RefSeq, a predicted model, not a curated record
CCGGGCCUAGCGCCGUUACACCAGGAACCAGCAGGGGCUAUUCAGCCAACCAUAAGCCCCAACCUCAUUAUUUUCGUCACCAGCCACUGGAAUUGCAGUCGCUACCCGCCUCAAUUAGGUAUGGUAGUCCCUUUUGUUACCCUCGUUAGCUUCCACAUAGCUUCCACUCCUGCAAGUCAUCGAUUUUUCUUCUUUCUGCUUUCUGCACUCUCCUGCGUCCCGGUGGGCAUAAGUCCAAUUGGGUCCCUUCUACUUCAUAAUAUUGAACGUUUAACUUGGUUCUCUUAUUCAUUGGUUUACUGGGCUUCGUGGGUUUUUUCCGUCAGACGUAAUUUUCUUUCUCGUUCCAGUCGUUAGAUCCCAACACCGACGACACCGACUCUCGCUUUGAUCAACUUACCAGCUAAGCUUCGUGCAGCUUAGCGUAAAUGAGGCUGGCUGGAACUUCAGAAAGUCAACAAAGACAUUCAUCCCUCUUCUCACGAACCGAGUAAACAAAUAACGACGACCUGCGACUUCCGACUCCUAAUUUUUUCUUUCUCAUUGACCUCUGCUGGCACCCCCAAUUGUGUCCAUCGAACGAAUAUCCGACUACGAUUUAAGACUCAUGAGAGCUAAUAAAUAAUUAAGCAAAAUGACUGCCAAAACGAAACUAUCCAACCCGUUGAAUGGAAUGCACACGGCCGGUAUCUUUUCCGAUAUGAGUAUCGAUGGACCCGAUAUUGGAACACUAGUCCUUAUCGUCGACCGAGCAAAGAACCUCCCAAACAGAAAGACCAUCGGGAAACAAGAUCCCUACUGUGCGGCACGGCUUGCAAAGGAAGCGAAGAAGACGACUACUGAUAUCAGAGGCGGACAAACUCCAAAAUGGGAUCAAGAACUUCGGUUUAAUGUUCACGACUCGCCUGAUUAUUACCAGCUGAAAUUAUCCGUUUUCAACGACGAUAGGAAGACAGAAUUGAUAGGUGAAACCUGGAUUGAUCUUCGUGAUAUAGUCGUACGGGGUGGUGGCCAGAGUGACCAAUGGCAUAGCCUGAAUUGCAAGGGCAAAUAUGCCGGUGAGGUCAGGAUUGAGAUCACCUAUUAUGACAGUCGCCCGAAGCCGGAGAAGCCAGUUGCGAAGCCGGCUGUAGCAGCUGCAAGCGCCGACCCAGAUGUUGUAGUCGGAUCUCAGAAAACCGCGGUAAAGCGACGUCCAUUGCCGUCCGAUCCAGUUACCGGCCAGGCGCCUUCGCCAUCAGUGACAGAACAAGUUCACACGCCAUCCCCACGAGCCCAGCCAAAUCCGCCAGCCACCUUCGUCUCCAAUCCGACACCACUACAGACGGUUGAAUAUGGCACGUCGCCUUCAAACAGGCCUAGCAACCUACCCGAUCAGUACGCCCUAACACACCCCAGUGCGAACCAAUACUCGACACCAUCUCACCGAGCGGAACAUCCACAAUAUCGAACUCUGGAUAGGAAUUAUAAGUUCCCUACCCAGGAGAACGAACAUUUGCGGCAUCUGGAUUCUUAUGGCAGGACGUAUGAGUCCGAUCCUCGAGCAUCUUUCAAUGCUUAUGAUUCUCCCUCACCACUUGUUCAUCAGCCCCGACAGUCAAUUGAGAAUGAUGACUGUCCUCCGCCUCCACCUGUACAUCGAGUAAGGAACUCGAGUGGAACUUCACAUGAACUUGUACCUCGUGGCGCAUUUGAUGCUCCCCAGCAUAAGGCUGCACCACUGAUGAGGCAUGACGUUUUACGAAGUGAAGCUCAUCGAUACUCAGUAUCCUCCCCCUCAUCUUCUUACCCAGGACGACCUACAUAUCGUCCGUUUGAAUCCGCACCGGAAGUACAAAGCACGGCACAGUACCACGAGAACGAUGUCGGCCAUCAAUCUGCUCCGCGACAUUAUUCUUACGAUUCGGCAUAUGAGGCCCAAUAUCGAUCGAUGCAGCCGACAGUGGAGGAUGUUCCAGAGUCUUGGACGCCACCGAGCGCUAGAAGUAGACUUAGCGGGUCCCGGGCGCUCGAAUACGAUGAACGGGAGUUCCACCAAGCCUCAAGUCCUGCACCGUUGAAUAUAGGUGGACGAGGAAGUGCGGGAUCUGGUCAUUAUAGCCCUUCUCCUAUUCCAUCACAACAGCAGUACGAACCUAACGGCUUCAGUCCAUCACCAGAGCCGAUGGCUUCCGAAGAUUAUUCUCAAGCGCUUACCCUGGUAUCUCGGCCGUAUUCAAAGUACAACGAACGUACUUAUAAUCACCCAAGUGAGCUAGAAGACAGCCAGGUUCAUACCUCAGGCGAUUAUGAUCUAGCUCCUGUUCCUCCAACACUAGUUCCAGGAGUUGACCCUGCCUUAGCACGAGAGAUCUCAGAUCGAUUUCAUCAAGAGAGAAAGCAGGGCCACCGAUAUACGCAGCCUAUCCCUAUGGAUAUUCCAGCUCGAGGUAGACAGCAAAGCGAUCCGCCGUCGAAUUACCUCGUUAAAUAUUCACCCAACACCCACCAUAUGAAUACCUCGAGAUCUUAUGAAAGAAGUGUUGUCCCUUAUUCCAGUGGGCCGACCACUGCUUCUGUUCCAGCGCCUGUUUCCAGACCGCGGGGAACGUCUCCUAACCCAAAUGCUAAUCAUACGAUCAAGCGAAAGUCAGUUAGCCCAGCUCCGCCUCCACCUGACGCUCGGCGACUCUCGGGUAUCCCUUUCGGUCCGGAUUCGUACGAUGCUCUGAACCCUACUGUUGCAUCGACUAAGGACGGAUCAAAGUCCAUGGAAUACACCAAUGCAGAGGGGAAAAUUAUAACCCCAGAUGGCAGAGAGGUUGAUCCUUCGGAUCACUUACCCAUGGAAAGCUGGGCACCGGAGCCAGAGCCAAAGAAAUCGGCCGAGCCUUCCCAGACACGGUCACGUCCAAUUCCUGCGGGGGCACAACCAAUGCCACCCUCAGGUCGGCGUGCACCUCGUGAACUUGCUCGUCCGCAGUCUAUGGCUGGUCUACAGACCGCAUACACUACUGAGAUUGUACCUUCUCCACCUGCAAGUACGGGACGUAACCGGUUACAAAAGAAAACGCAUCGUGCAUCAGCCUUACCAGCACCUAUCUCUUCGGGGCCUAGCCCCCUCGGUCCUUCAACGCCCCACCAGCGCAAUAGUACGCCCCCAAGAGCACUUGUCCGUGCGAGCACAUUCGACUAUGAGAAUCAUGGACCUGGCGUUGCUCGUACGGGAUAUGGUAGCGGACCGCCGAUUCCGGCCAAGAUCCCAAUGAUGAGCGGUGGCUUAGGACCGUCAUCCGGGCGAGGUGAUGAUGAAUGGGCACUAAUGGAGGAGAUGAGCAGAAUCGAUAUUGGCACGGGCAGAGCACGACGGCACGGCGGGUAUUGAGAACACGAAAUAUCACGAAUUCUUAAGAGAAGGCGUUGUACAGUAUAAUGUUUCAAAAGGAGGCGUGGGUGAUUUUGUGCUUGUGAUGUUCCAUCAUUCUCUUUUCUUCAGUUCCUAUCUGGCCUGGCAUAUAGGGUUCCUUGCAACAUUGGGGGUCAAUCGCGUUUAGUCGUGGUGAUUUAGACAAGACGCUCGGGAGGGUAUCUAUCUGGUGCGUGAAAAAUGUGGAGGGCCGAAUGAAACAUCGUCUAAAUAUUAGUUUAGACUUAUUGUGAACACCUCGCUGUGUCACAAUUUAGAAGCCGGAAAGCCAACCUGAGGACUACCUAAGCAGGUGGCAGAUAGCUUCAGUUCUACACAGAACAGUUUCGGUCAGGUACCUCGCAAAUACACGAAACUUCAAAUGAUUUAUACGUAUUGUGUCGCUUGUGAU